Pristis pectinata (smalltooth sawfish) is the source of this 1367-nucleotide messenger RNA. RefSeq names its product NOP2/Sun RNA methyltransferase 4 (gene nsun4). The coding region runs from base 90 to 1367 and encodes 425 amino acids. The transcript has 6 exons. Lineage: Eukaryota; Metazoa; Chordata; Chondrichthyes; Rhinopristiformes; Pristidae. Gene Ontology annotation, biological process: rRNA methylation. The record is from RefSeq and is a predicted model, not a curated record. Gene Ontology annotation, molecular function: methyltransferase activity. Gene Ontology annotation, cellular component: mitochondrial large ribosomal subunit.
CACCAUUGCCGCCUGCCCCUUUUGAAAGGCGGAACGCUUGCGGCGCGGCCCGGGUUUCUGGCCGGACUGAUGUGAGGGCUGUCGGGGGAAUGGCGGUGCUCGGGGCUUGGAGUGCCCGCCUGAAGACUUUGACCGGGCGGAUGGGCGAGUGGCAGCGGCUCCCACGGAGGAACGUUCACAAGAAGAAAUGGGCUCGGUCUGGGCCCAGGGUGCCGGGCACCCAGCUGGCGCUGCAGAACUUGGACGUGAGCUGCGCUGCGCAGCUCGGCCACCUCUGGCCCUCCGUCCGCCUCGGCCUACUCUGCGAGCAGAAGUACGGGGCCCUGCUGAAUGGCUUCGGGGACGUGGAGAAGGUGAUCCGGCAGCUGGAACGGCAGCAGGCCGAAGACUUCGUGUACGGCGGCUGGAGCAAGUGGGCAGGACAGGGGCCGGACUGCGCGCCGAACACCGGCCGCCAACUGCGCGGAACCCAGCCUUCGCCUCCGAGUUUGCAGACGUCCCAAACUCGUCCGGACCCGUCGCUGGUUGCCGGUGACUCGGGACGAGAACCUUCGUCUUCCCUGGAAACGAAACCGUGUCUAUCCCUUAGCCCAAACCUGAAGUGCUUCACAUUUCCAAGAGGAGACACCACACGUUUUAAGCCUGCGAGACCAGAUAGUUUAAGAAUGCUGGAAUAUUAUCUAAUGGAUGCUGCAUCACUCCUUCCAGUACUCGUUCUGGAUGUUCAGCCAGGUCACACUGUCCUUGAUCUUUGUGCAGCACCUGGUGGGAAGACAUUGGCACUAUUGCAGACAGAAUGCUGUCGACAUCUUGCUGUCAACGAUGUAUCCGUACCUCGUCUAAACAGGUUACGUAAAAUUCUUCACAAUUACAUUCCAAAGAAUCUUUGUACAGAAGACAGACUAUGUAUUACGUCAUUGGAUGGCAGGCUCUGGGGAGAAAUAGAGAGGGAUACCUUUGACAGGGUGUUAGUGGAUGCUCCCUGCACAACUGAUAGACAUUCUGUACUUGAGGAAGACAACAACAUCUUCAGCCGGUUGCGGCUUAGGGAACGCCAAAUGCUCCCUCUAUUACAGACCCAGCUGUUGGUUUCUGGCAUUCUUGCCACUAAGCCUGGUGGAUCAAUUGUGUACUCAACGUGUACCUUAUCCCAGUUGCAAAAUGAGUAUGUGGUGGAGAGAGCAGUGCAAGUGGCGGAGAUGGAACAUGGUAUGGAGUUGCAUCUGGAGGACCUGACUGAUAUCCGGACACUUUACACAGAGACAUUUAAUUUCUAUGAUCGUUGUAGAGUUGGUGAACUAGUUCUUCCACAUCUUACUGCAAAUUAUGGGCCAAUGUAUUUCUGUAAACUGCACAAAAUUCAUUAA